AUGUUCUCAUCAUCGCCUGACUCGCCCGUCGCCGACUCCCCCAUCCCCAUCUUCACCACCGUAAGCGACUACCGAGCAUGGCGAGCACGGGCCACGAGGGACGUCAAGUCGGUCGGCUUCGUCGCGACCAUGGGUGCACUACACGACGGACAUCUCAAGCUCGUACAAGCUAGUCUGCAGGAAAACGACUACACGGUCGUCUCUAUCUUUGUUAACCCGGCUCAAUUCGCGCCCACUGAAGACCUCGCCUCCUACCCACGCACCGUCGAAUCCGAUAUCUCGAAACUCGCCUCGCUUUCCUUCACCACUUCGUCCGGCCAGCAACGACAGGUCAACGUGGCUUUCGUGCCCAGCGUGAAGGAAAUGUAUCCAAAUGGAUUCACUCAGGUGGUAGCGGAUCAGAUUGGCGCCUUUAUCGAAGUCAAGGGUCUCAGCCACCAGAUGGAAGGUGGAAGCAGGCCGACGUUCUUCCGCGGCGUAGCCACCGUUGUGACCAAGCUGUUCCACAUUAUCCAGCCCGACAACACCUAUUUCGGUCAAAAGGAUAUUCAGCAGUCAAUAGUUCUCCGUCGUCUGGUGUCCGACCUGGUCUUUUCUCAUCCACCCUCGCCCGAUCACCUGCGCGUCAUCCCCACCGGACGCGAUCCCAACGACAAUCUCGCGCUCAGCAGUCGGAACGCCUAUCUGACACCAGAUGCACGUCAAGUUGCCCCCGUUCUCUACCGAGCGCUCAAAGAAGGACACAAGGUAUGGGAGCAGCCGCACUGGACAGAAGCAACCAAGGAUCAACGCCUCAGGACCACACUCGAGAGCGCGCGUGCCAUCGUCCUCGAGCAAGCAGAGCAGUGCAAGCGCGACGGAAAGCAGGUCAACCUCAAGCUGGACUACAUUUCCUUGAAUCACCCCAAGACGCUCGAGAACCUGGAGCAGGUGCUCGCGGAGAAGGGCGCCGACGCGGUGGAUGUGAGCCAGGGUGCCAUCCUCAGCGGUGCGGCUUUGGUCAGUCAGGGCGAGGGCGGCAAAGUUACAAGGCUGAUCGACAAUGUUUUGUUAGGGUUCAAAUUGUAG
Sporisorium graminicola is the source of this 1068-nucleotide messenger RNA. RefSeq lists its product as uncharacterized. Bases 1 to 1068 code for a protein of 355 amino acids. Gene Ontology annotation, molecular function: pantoate-beta-alanine ligase activity. The transcript has a single exon. The record is from RefSeq and is a predicted model, not a curated record. NCBI's taxonomy places the organism in Eukaryota, Fungi, Basidiomycota, Ustilaginomycetes, Ustilaginales, Ustilaginaceae. Gene Ontology annotation, biological process: pantothenate biosynthetic process.